UAUUUGACAGAUUGAUAAAGUCUAGUCUAUCUUCUUUCAGUUUUCCGUCCGCGAUUAGCCACUCCUAUCUCGGUAAUACUUAAUUAGUUUUAAUUUCUUAUAAAAAAAGCUGUCGCAAGAGAUGUAGUUUCGCGAUCUCAAAGACUAUUGUGGUGUAUUUUUAUGGGUUAAGUGUAAGAGUAGCAAGAACGUCACAAUGACGGGACGCUCGGGCCGUGGUGUGUUUGGCAAGCUGUUUUCCAAGAAGCAGAGUUCAAGAGAUGACCGUGUAACGGAGAUCGGUAUGCCUACAAACGUGGUACAGCACAUACACGUGAGUGUGAACUCAGAAACGGGCAUGAUAGAAGGUCUACCUUCAUCAUGGCUUCGACAACUCAACGCGCAGAUAUCGCCUGCCGAACAGAACGAGAACCCGAACGCAGCAAUCCAAGCUGUAGCCUUCCACAAUUUCCACGCUUUAAAAAAGGAACAGGCGGAAAAAGAGCCAUGCAAGCCUAUAGUGACAGAGGAAGCGAUCACAAAGGAAGGUUUGGAGAUGAAAAAGUUUUUAGCCAAGAAAAACGCUCACCAAAGUCAGGACUCCGAUAUUUCUAUAGGACAGAGUAGUGAAGAAGAUGUUGCACCUACUGAUAUGUCGCAACGGCAGACAAUGCCUGCAGCACCUAUUAAAAAUAGUCUUAAAAAGAAAGAUGCGAUGAUGGACCUCACAGCGGUUGUUGAGGAUCUUUCAUUAAUAGGUACAGAGCCCGAGGAGAGUCCAAUAUUGAGGAAGAAGGAGCUGAUGAAUGCCACGUUGACUGAUGAGGAAAUAUAUGAGGAAUUGCGAAGGAUUUGUAAUAAAGAUGACCCAUAUGUGAGGUUUGAGAGAAUCAAACAACUAGGAGCUGGAGCAUCAGGUGUGGUAUUCAUCGCGAUAGACAGCAAGGACAACUCGAGAGUCGCAAUCAAAGACAUAGACUUAACCAAGCAGUCCAAAAAAGAUUUAAUACUCAACGAAAUCAAUGUUCUCAAAGGCUUUAACCAUAAAAACCUGGUCAACUUCCUUGACUCGUUUUUAUGUUACGACCAUUUAUGGGUCGCAAUGGAGUUACUCGAUGGGGGAUCAUUAACAGAUGUUGUCACAGAAGUUGUUAUGAAGGAAGGUCAAAUUGCUGCAGUAUGCCGGGAGACUUUACAAGCUAUAGCGUUUCUGCACUCCAAAGGCACGAUUCAUAGGGACAUUAAAUCUGACAAUGUCUUACUAGCUAUGGAUGGGACUGUAAAAGUUACGGACUUCGGGUUUUGCGCAAACAUAGUCGGCGACGAAAAACGACAGACCAUGGUCGGUACCCCGUAUUGGAUGGCCCCAGAAGUUGUGACAAGAAAGCAGUAUGGUAAAAAAGUUGAUGUAUGGUCACUGGGUAUUAUGGCCAUAGAAAUGAUCGAGGGUGAACCUCCAUACAUGAAAGAAGCACCUUUGAGGGCGUUAUAUUUGAUCGCUGCCGUGGGCAGACCGAAGAUACCGAGAUGGGACAAACUGUCCCCAGAAUUCCAGGACUUUUUGGACAAAUGUCUGCAAGUCGAUGCGGAUGAGAGAGCAACAGCCGACGAACUCCUAGCUCAUCCAUUUUUAGAUUGCGCGAUGGAAUUGAGAACCCUAACGCCGUUAAUUAAGGCCGCACAAAAAAUUCUUCACAAGAAUUUCUCUGACUGAAGUUCGUAGACAUUCUGAUUUUUCUCUAUACCCACAUUUGAUUUUAAGCCCAUCGUGGCGUAAUAAUUUCGAAGAUUCCAUAAAUAUAGUGCCAAUUGACAGCGUGAUUCCUGUAUAGAAACAUUUUUAAGCUUCGCAUGCAGAAUGUAAAAAAAUGACGCAUGCUUACAAAUUCUUCAAAUGUUAGCAUAACCGCUGAGAGUGGAAAAAAUAAUUUGUUCAAAGUGUGACACAGUGUUAUAUCGUCGUGAUCAUGCUAGACCAGUUGUUCUUUUAGCUUUUCAUUCCUAA
Molecule: messenger RNA, 1984 nt
Organism: Maniola jurtina (meadow brown)
Lineage: Eukaryota; Metazoa; Arthropoda; Insecta; Lepidoptera; Nymphalidae
Gene: Pak3
Product: serine/threonine-protein kinase PAK 2
Exons: 2
Coding region: 197-1693 (498 amino acids)
Biological process (GO): protein phosphorylation; regulation of MAPK cascade; intracellular signal transduction
Cellular component (GO): cytoplasm
Molecular function (GO): protein serine/threonine kinase activity; ATP binding
Source: RefSeq, a predicted model, not a curated record